UUUCUUUGCUGGCAACGUUGCUUAUCCCAAACUCCAGAUACAAAUAAAGCUGAUGGUUCACUAGGUGACAUAACUAGUCGGAAUUCAUAACAAUGAGCGGAACAACAUUUUACGGUGUUUCUUUACUGGAGGGGCAGGAACAAGGACAGCAGACAGACUUGGUUUUCGAGGAUCGAGUUGAAGCUUUGAAAAUUUGCAAAAAAUUUAAAGGAGCUCGGUUUAAAUGCUUUACGGAGCGCGAUGAAGCCGUUCUGUUUACUCAAACAAAACAAACCCAACCUGAAACCGAUGUCGUAAUAAAAGAAUUACCAAGUGAGAAAUUACCAUUCCCUAAUCCAAGCCCUCAAGAACUAUUGCUUUUUCGAAGAACUAUAGAAACAGGAAACUGUGAAGAAUUUUUGUUCCUUGUUUGGAAAAAUCCGAGAUUCCUCAUAAGUGCAGGUGAUACACCCACAAUGAUCAGAGAACGCUACAGAUAUCAUGGUCUUUUACUGGCAACCUUUAAAAAAUCCUUUCCCAUCUGCAGAGCUCUUUUAGAUACAAUUACUGAUCCAAGCUUCAUAGGGCUCUUGUAUGUAAAUGAUGCGGAGCAUGUACGGAAAAAUCGCAUGUUUUAUUUACUAGACACCUAUCUAAACACACCUGAUAAAUUCCUUAAUGAAACUCCUCUGCAUUUUGCAUCAAAGUUUGGGUUGUUGAAUAUUUUAGAAUUAUUCCUUUCUUUUCCCGAAUGUGAUCGAGAACGCAAAAAUACUAGAGGAGAAACACCUGCUGAUAUUAUCUGUUCUUCUUGUAAAAAUCCUUCACCAGAAUUAGAAGCACAAAUGAGAUCCCUUCUAAGCCAAAGAUAUUUUGUACCAGUACUUAGACCAAUAGACCUUUCAUCUCCAGCCCGCAUUGGCAAGCCAUGGUCACCAGAUGUUACUCCAAGAUCGCCAGAAUCUCUAAUGCCAAACUCACCUCUGAGCCAUCAAAAGUAUCCGGUUGAUUCGCAGAUGAUGCUUCAAGCACUAGCUGGUCCUAUGUCACCAGUCGAAGCAGAACUAUUUUAUCAACAAAUGAAAACUCCACCUGUUCCCAAGUUUUAUCAGAAUCGACUCAGUGAUAAAAAAAUGACACCGAAAAAAAUGAUGGACAGUAGGUUAUCGGAUAUCGACAAGGGCCUCGAACGUGUGGGCCGUAAUAUUGCGCAAGACCUAAAUGUACCAUGGAGUGAGUACUGGAAAUUCCUUGAUGAAUUUUGUGAUCUAUGCUCCAGUGAAGGGUUGAGGAAACUAGAAAACUAUUUUCGCCGAAAGCGAAGUGAGGCAGAAGAGUGUCAGGCUUCUUCCAAUCUGGAAGCCAAAAGCCCGUUAUCGGAUCUUUGCAACAAAUUGAGCCAACUGCACCUUCAGUCUCCCGAGAUACUUGAAAACGGAAAUGACGAGUUUUUUACCCCGCCGUCUACUCCACCCGCUACUUUCUACGAAAUAUCACCAUUUUACAUUUUCGGUUCGCAACCAAGCAAAACUGAUGUCGAUGUACUUCGAGUACUAGUAAAUGUUGAAUUAGAUUUUUUAAAGUAUCCCAAUGUGUCGAUGUGGAAAGAAAAUAUGAUGCAAUAUAACGAAGAUCACCUUAACAAGCUGAAAACUCCGGCUAGGGCUAACAUCAUGAGUAGUGCUCUGAAAUCUCCGUUGCCAGAAACUCAUCCACAUUCUCCGCGAGUAUCUUCCAUAGCUAAGUGCUUAAAUUCACCAAGGAAAACACGUGGCGUUCCUGUAGUUCGCGCCCGCCUCUCCGAGAGAUUCGAAGACUCCUAGUUCGCGGCAUCACGGGCCACCAAUUCCCCUACUCCUGUGUUACAAUUUCCUUACUUUCCAAUCUAAUUUGCGCGGACUGAUGCGUGCUUAUGUAUAAACAAGUAUGUCCGCCGCUGUCAUAAUAAGGUUAUGAUAAUGUCAAGAUGAAUCAUUCUACUGUGUAUCCAUUAACUCCUUCGAUUGUACAUUUGAAAAAAAAGAAACAAAUUGAUUCACUACGGAUUUUCA
Molecule: messenger RNA, 2030 nt
Organism: Daphnia carinata
Lineage: Eukaryota; Metazoa; Arthropoda; Branchiopoda; Diplostraca; Daphniidae
Gene: Ankle2
Product: ankyrin repeat and LEM domain-containing protein 2-like
Exons: 8
Coding region: 93-1802 (569 amino acids)
Biological process (GO): negative regulation of phosphorylation
Cellular component (GO): endoplasmic reticulum
Molecular function (GO): protein phosphatase 2A binding
Source: RefSeq, a predicted model, not a curated record